ACUUUACGCUCCACAAUCUUAAAAUAUCUGGAUAUAAUAGUCCGUGGUGAAAGAAAGUUCUGUGUUUGACACAAAUUGUUAAUGGUCGGCCAGUAAAUUCAAUUCAUGCAGAAAAACAUAUGAAUGUACAUUGAGGUGCCCUAGAAUACUAAGAGAGAGAGUAUCUGGCGUUUUUUUCUAAAUAUAUUUGACGGUGAAUGUCUUAAAUUGGCGUUUUUGGGGGGGGUCAUCUGGCGCUUAUAGCCUGUCACCAGCUGGCAGCACUGUUAGUGGCAGUGCUAGCUCCUUCGUCCUCAUGUCCUCACGUACCUCUCACCUCCGUGUGUUCGCUUUGAGACCAACCACCGAAGCUGAAUGGAAGAGAAUACCUGGGGCCCAACCUCGAUCCACAAGUGCGCCUAAUCACGCCUCAAUCCGCCCUCUGCACCCAUUGGGACCCAAGACACACGUUGGACCAUCAUCAUCAAUCCCCACCCCGCCCCGCCUUGAUUGAGCGCAGGAUGCCGCGCUAGCUAAUCCGGCGCCGAGAGCGAUAUUCGCCAUAGUUCGAGCUUAAAGCGAGCGCUCAGUUCCCUUUUCUGGACCAUCCGACCUCAAGGGAGAGAGCGUCAUGGAUAGCGGUCGCCACCGCCAGCCCCUUCACCCACCCGCUCAUCACCACCCGUCGGCCUCUCACGCUGGCCCACCUCCGCGCCGCCCACCCCGUCAAUCAUUGCCCGCCAUUGGCCCACCCGUCUCUCCCGACUCGCCCACGCCCUCGUUAGGCUCAUCUAGCUCAGAAGGGCCGGAUGGGCGGAGCGGGAGUAGUGGCGGGGGUGGGGGUGAGCGAGAGCACGGGGGUGGAGCGCAAGGCGGCGGAGGCGCGGAGAAUGUGAUUUCGCUUUUGAGCGGCGAGAAGAUCGUGGACCGGUAUUAUGAGAUGAACUACGUGUGCCCGUACACGGUGCCCAAUUCGGUCAAGGGCACGUUGAUCGUGACCAAUUACCGCCUCUUCUUUUACGGGGCCCAUCGCGAGGGCCCGACCACGGUGGACGUGCCCUUGGGUUGUGUCAGCCGGAUUGAGAAAGUGGGCCGGCAAAGGACGUCCAUGGCCGCGGAACUGGCUUAUGGCUUGGAUAUCGUGUGUAAAGAUAUCCGUAGCCUCCGAUUCGCAUUUAAUAAGAUCGAGAACAAACGGAAAGACAUUUUUGAAACGCUCCAUUUGUACUCCUUCCCGCUGAGCCACACCACGCCCCUUUUCGCCUAUCACUAUCAAGAGAGGCAUAAAGGUGACGGCUGGAACGUGUACGACCCCAUAGGCGAACUCAAACGUCAAGGCCUGCCCAAUGAGAGCUGGACCAUCAGUCGCAUCAACGAGCGUUACGAGAUCUGCGAAACGUAUCCGCGCAUCCUCGGCAUCCCCACCUCCGCCUCCAAGGAAAUGGUGACCGAAGUGGCCAAGUUCCGGUCGCGGGGACGCCUGCCCGUUCUUUCAUGGAUGCACCCGGAGUCCCAGGCCACGAUUUGUCGGUGUGCUCAGCCCCUGGUGGGUAUGACUUCCAACAAGAGCUCCGAGGAUCAGGAGUACAUCCGGGCCAUCAUGGACGCCAACGCCCACACGGAUCGGAUCUUCAUCAUGGACGCCCGACCCAAGAUCAACUCCAUGGUCAAUCGUGUGAAUGGGGGUGGAAGUGAGAACGAGGACAUUUAUCAGAGCGCUGAGCUCUGCUUCUUGGACAUCCAGAACAUCCAUGUAAUGCGCGAAUCGUUGCGGAAAGUCCGCGACAUCUGCUUCCCGGUCAUUGACGACAACCGUUGGCUGAGCAACGUGGACAACACCAAUUGGCUACAUCACCUCCAUUGCAUCUUGGCCGGUGCCGUCAAAGUGGCGGACAAGGUCGAGAACGCCAAAUCGUCUGUGAUUGUCCAUUGCUCGGACGGGUGGGAUCGCACAGCGCAGAUCACGUCCAUGGCCAUGAUGCUCAUGGACCCGUACUACCGCUCCUUACGCGGCUUUCAGGUCCUCGUGGAAAAGGAGUGGUUGUCAUUCGGCCAUAAGUUUGCCCACCGCAUCGGCCACGGGGUCGACAAGCCCAACGACAACGAUCGAUCACCGGUGUUUCUGCAGUUCAUUGAUUGCGUGUGGCAAAUCAUGAACCAGUUCCCCAACUCCUUCGAGUUCAACGAGCUCUUCCUUACAUCCGUGAUGGACCAUCUCUACUCGUGUCGCUUCGGCACGUUCCUCUUCAACAGUGACAAGGAGAGGCGUCAGAAUUCGUUGAGCCAGCACACCCAGUCGUUGUGGAGCUUCGUCAAUAGCGAUCACCACUCUUUCUUGAACCCGACUUACAACGACAUGGCGGAUGGCAGGUCCAUCAUGCCCGAAACCUCCGAGCGCUACUUAAAGCUAUGGACGAGCUACUAUUGUAGGCACAAUCCGCGGAUGCGUCCUCAAGAAAAUAUUCCUUCGAGAGGGUCCCAAAUGUUGUUCUUCAAGUCCCAAUUGAAGACGAAGUUUUCUCACCUGAAGAAAGAGACCUCCCGUCGGACUCAAAAAGAAUCCAUUCCCACACAUGUGGGCCCUCCUUCCUCGGCCAGAUUAAUGAGUUCCGACUCCACCAACAUAUGAGGAUCCAGUUACCAACCAGUUUGAGCCAUUAUUAACCAACAAUGAUGAACGAAAGAAAAAUCAAGUGCCUUCCGCGUCCACUCCCAAAAUACACAUAGUAUAUAAAAAAUAUAUUGAUUUCCAAGGUCCAGAACGAGAGAACUAAAGUGAAAUGAGUCAAUCGCUU
This is a messenger RNA of Tigriopus californicus, 2774 nucleotides long. RefSeq names its product myotubularin-related protein 2-like (gene mtm). The transcript is spliced from 2 exons. Gene Ontology annotation, molecular function: phosphatidylinositol-3,5-bisphosphate 3-phosphatase activity. Gene Ontology annotation, biological process: dephosphorylation. The record is from RefSeq and is a predicted model, not a curated record. The coding region runs from base 611 to 2608 and encodes 665 amino acids. Lineage: Eukaryota; Metazoa; Arthropoda; Copepoda; Harpacticoida; Harpacticidae.